UCACAACAUAAGUCAUGUGACACGCGCGAAAUGCGCAGGCGCAUUGGGGACUGAUAGAUUGAUUUACUGUCCCUUAGUUUCUAAAGCGUAAUUGUUGGAACAUGACUGAAUUAUUAGCUUUUUUCACGGUAACGGUCACGCUGCUAUCUGCCGAGGCGCUUCACGGCCUGCCACGCAGUCAUUUUCAGCCAAGAAAUCACCAUGGAACAAAGACAGAACCUCAGUUCACAGAGAAGUAUUUCAGUCAGACUCUGGAUCACUUCAACUUUAACAGCAUGGGUAAUGGGACAUUCAGUCAGCGUUACCUGAUCACAGAUAAGUACUGGAAGAAAGGCUAUGGUCCUAUCUUCUUCUACACAGGCAAUGAGGGAGACAUCUGGGAAUUUGCCCUCAACUCUGGAUUUAUCACAGAGUUGGCUUCUCAGCAGGGGGCACUAGUCAUAUUUGCUGAACAUAGGUACUAUGGCAGAUCUCUACCAUUCGGCAAAGACUCCUUCAACAUCCCCCAGAUCAGCCUGUUGACAGUGGAGCAGGCCCUCGCUGACUAUAGUGUCAUGAUCACCGAGCUGAAACAGCAGUUGGCAGCCAGAGACUGUCCUGUUAUCGUGUUUGGUGGCAGUUAUGGUGGAAUGCUGUCAGUCUAUAUGAGACUCAAGUAUCCAAACAUUGUGGCUGGAGCUCUGGCUGCCAGUGCUCCCAUACUUUCCACUGCUGGGCUGGGUGAUUCCAGGCAGUUUUUCAGAGAUGUUACAGCUGAUUUUGAGAGCAUUGCCCCUGAAUGCAGAGAUGCUGUGAGAGGAGCUUUCCAUCAGCUGAAAGAAUUAGCUGAACAGCAAGAUUACAGUCGAAUCCAGACAGAGUUUACUCUGUGUAAACCUCCAUCAUCUGCUCAGGACAUCCACCAGCUGUACGGCCUGCUGAGGAACGCCUUCACUAUGAUGGCCAUGCUGGAUUACCCAUACAGCACUCACUUCAUGGGCAACAUGCCCGCCAACCCUGUCAAGGUGGCUUGUGAAACAAUGCUGAGUGGAUCUGACCUACUUGCUAAUCUCAGGAACACUGCAGGGAUUGUGUACAACGCUACUGGGUGGCUGACCUGUUUCGAUCUGUACAAUCUGUAUUUGGAGUGUGCUGAUCCCACUGGAUGUGGACUGGGCUUCGACAGUCUUUCCUGGGACUACCAGGCAUGCACAGAGAUCAAUCUAUGCUUUGAGAGUAACAAUGUGACCGACAUGUUUCCCCCCUUGGCCUUCACUGAGAGAGACCGAGAGCUUUAUUGCUUCAAACGCUGGGGUGUGGUUCCACGACCAGACUGGCUCAAAACCCAGUUCUGGGGUGAUGCCCUCUCCACAGCCAGCAACAUUAUUUUCUCCAAUGGAGAUCUGGACCCAUGGGCAAAUGGAGGGGUGCGCAAGUCGUUGAGCUCAUCACUGAUAGCUGUCAACAUUCCUGAAGGAGCCCAUCAUCUUGACCUGAGGGGAUCUCACGAUGCUGAUCCAGUGUCGGUAAUCACUGCCAGGAAAACAGAAGCAGACUUCAUUGCACAGUGGGUGAAGAUGGAGAGGACCAGAUUAUAACUGUCACUUUAAACCAGCUAUUUCUAACACGACUGUAGCAGAAUUCAGGUUCACUUCAAACCUACAUCCAGAGUACAGAAAAUACUGGAUUCAACAAGUCCACCUCUGGCUCAUAAUUCUAUUCUGCAUGCUAACUUGUUGGUGUAGAAUAUGUAGUGCGUUUACCCUGGAUUGAUUGAGCUUAAUGUCAGUAUGUAUAAUGAAUUUGCACGAUUUCUGAGUGUGCUGCCAGUGGACAGUAUGGUCUCAGUACACAACACACAACAGGAAUGUAGGAGCUGCUCACAGCUGAGGAAAACUAAAACUCAUUGGCAGUGGUGAGGCAGCUGCGGGAAAGUACAAAAAUAUUAAGUGACAUUUUGCUUGCUCUUCAUCAGGUUUCCAAAAUCUACAUUAACAAUAGCAUUACAAAUUUACAGUUUGGCCGAUGUGUUCAACUUGUUUUGUCCGAUCAACAGUCAAAAACCCAAAGAUAUUCACAUUACAAUCGUGGAAGGCUAAGAAAUCCAGUGUCUAUUCUCAGCUGAGAAGCUGGAGCCAGCAAUUCUCAAGUCAAAACUGUUGCCACUUAACUUUUUUGAAUGGUUACUCAAUUGAUUUUCAACUCUAUGGUGUAUACUUUUUAGUAAUAGUAUGAUGUGAAUUUAAGGCAAAUCCAAGUCAAAAGGGAUGCAAGACCAUGUCACAGUAUCGGAAUAAUCGACAUGUAGAAACACACAAAAAGCAGGGAGGGAACCAGAAUCCACCAACACCUCCAUACUCAGCCUUGAGUGGGAAGAUCCAAGGAGGAGUAAAAGGGAACCAGUGGUGCCACUGAUCUGUGUUCUGUGAGUUUCUAUCCUUGAACAUUUGAACACCCCCAAAAAAAUACUAUAAAGUGUGAACUAGAUGUACCAUGGUGACUAGAUCACUGCUUUGUUUCAUGAGUCAAUGAUCGCUUUAAAUGUUUUGUUUUUGUGCAAUAAAAUCUUUUAAUUUCCA
Messenger RNA from Xiphias gladius (swordfish), 2558 nucleotides. It is a transcript of the gene dpp7, whose product is annotated as dipeptidyl-peptidase 7. The record is from RefSeq and is a predicted model, not a curated record. NCBI's taxonomy places the organism in Eukaryota, Metazoa, Chordata, Actinopteri, Istiophoriformes, Xiphiidae. Gene Ontology annotation, cellular component: vesicle. The transcript has 13 exons. Gene Ontology annotation, molecular function: serine-type exopeptidase activity; dipeptidyl-peptidase activity. Gene Ontology annotation, biological process: proteolysis. Bases 102 to 1577 code for a protein of 491 amino acids.